This is a messenger RNA of Callorhinchus milii (elephant shark), 4488 nucleotides long. RefSeq names its product syntaxin 6 (gene stx6). The transcript is spliced from 8 exons. Gene Ontology annotation, molecular function: SNARE binding; SNAP receptor activity. The record is from RefSeq and is a predicted model, not a curated record. Gene Ontology annotation, biological process: intracellular protein transport; vesicle fusion; Golgi vesicle transport. Gene Ontology annotation, cellular component: endomembrane system; SNARE complex; synaptic vesicle membrane. Lineage: Eukaryota; Metazoa; Chordata; Chondrichthyes; Chimaeriformes; Callorhinchidae. The coding region runs from base 262 to 1029 and encodes 255 amino acids.
UUGCUGUGGGACGCAGGAGGGAAAGAUGGCGGCGGUGAGGCGCAGCUAAGGGCCAGAGAGAAGAGCGGGGCCGCGCCGCGCCCACACCCGCCGCACUCUCUCUCUCACUCUCACGCACAGAAAUACAGCCGGUAACCGAGAGGCGGCCAUGAGCCCCGCCGCCUCUUAAAGUCACCCUCCACUUCUUAAAGGGAUCACCCCCACCCCAGACUCUUAAAGGGACCCCCCACCCCGCCGCCUCUUAAAGGCGCCACCAUCGCCAUGUCCAUGGAGGAUCCCUUCUUCGUCGUCAAAGGGGAAGUGCAGAAAGCAGUUAACAAUGCCCAGGGACUGUACCAGCGCUGGACUGAGCUGCUGGAAGAUCCCUCCUCAGCCAGCAAGGAGGAGUGUGACUGGACAACGAAUGAGCUGAGAAAUAGCCUGCGCAGCAUUGAGUGGGACCUGGAAGACCUCGACGAGACUAUUAGUAUUGUGGAGACAAAUCCUCGCAAGUUUAACCUGGAUCCAGCAGAACUGAGCAAGAGAAAAGCAUUUAUCACAAGUACAAAGCAAAUUGUGAAGGAUAUGAAGGAUCAUAUGUCCAGUUCCUCGGUACAGGCAUUAGUUGAACAGAAGAACAGACAGGCUCUGCUCGGCAAUGGUGGAAGCCAGGGAUGGAGCUCCACUCCGGAGAAUAAGUACAGCCGGCUCGACCGAGAGCUACACACGGUGAAUUCACAGUACAUCGAUGAACAACAGGCACAGCAGCAGCUGAUCGUGGAGCAGCAGGAUGACCAGCUACAACUGGUGUCGGGCAGUAUCGGGGUGUUGAAGAACAUGUCACAGAAGAUUGGCAACGAGCUGGAGGAGCAGGCGGUAAUGCUGGAUGAGUUCUCUUACGAGCUGGACAGCACGCAGAACCGUCUAGAUAACGUCAUGAAGAAACUGGCCAAAGUGUCCCACAUGACCAGCGAUCGGCGGCAGUGGUGUGGAAUCAUCAUUCUACUCAUCAUCCUGCUCGUGGUGCUGAUAUUAUUUUUCACUCUCUGAUCGAGGAGGUUGACCUGAAGUUGACGUGAGAGGAAGUACAGGAUAGGACCGGGUGGGGAGGAGUUAACACUUUCCAUUCUGUGACGCGUACUUUUCAUCAGUCGUUUUUUCUCAGGUUUUUCUGUUGCUGAUGAGAAGGUUUCUCCGUGAAGAUGUCCACGUCAAUCUGACCAAUCUAAUUCUCACCGGCUUCCUUUGGCUCAUCACUUCUGAUGUCUGUUUGCCAAAGUGGGCCAGUGAAACAUGCAAGCCAGGCAUUGUCAGGGUACGCAACUGUGCUUGGGUGAGAAACCUGCUCCUCUGUAACUCUCCUUCAUCCUUCUUCACUGCUCAAAAUCUGUCACGUUCCAGGGUGAAAGUGUGGAGAGUGGAGACGCCAGGCAUUCUGCAGGGAGUGAGGGAGUUGAGUCUAACAUAAUCAGACAGUGACGAAGAGACUCUGUUCCUGUUGCCUGCGCUGACCCAAUCUCACAUACCCCUAAUACAUUUACCCAUCCCCCCCCCCCCAAGUGUUCACAAAGUCUGAGCAGAGGGAUUUUGAGAGGAUAAAGUGCAUUUGCUCUCAAGGUUCACUCUGUCAGACUAUCAACUGGAAUGUACCUAAAAAGUCAAGUUUUCCACAAUGGUUCAGUAGGUAAAUACACUACCUUGGGAGAAUCUCAGCCAAACUGACGGUCCACAGUUGUCAAGUUAGCUGAUCUCAUCUGAGGCGGAGAUACUGCAAUUAGCUUCAGCUUGUCCAGAUUAGGAAGAGGAAACAGCAGCUCAGGUUACUGUUUCUGAUCACUAUCCGGAGACAAUGUUGCAUACAUACACAGAUUUGUGUGUAACAGGCGUUGUCGAAGGAUAGUAUCAGGCUUGGCUGCGAUGCCCCCUGUGGCCCCAUUACCCUGCAGACAGGCCUGAUUGAGGAAUGAGCACUUAGCGCUUAACAGAAGGAGGCUAGGCUUGUGGAACCAUUUGCCAGCACGAGUUAGUGCCUUCAAGGGAAAAGCUGAGAGAGACAAAGUGAGCAUGUCUAGCCGUUUGUCUGUAUUUGAUUAUAUAGCUAUAAAGCUGCUGGCUACAUUUCUCACUGUAACAAGACUGAAGUACUCCAGCAUGUAGAGGCAAUCAACACUGACCCACCGGGAGGACAUGUUAAAGCAAGCCAGCUGUGGCUUCAAAUGUAGCCCCUGUGAAAAACUCCUCAUUAACUCUUGGUGUGCCACAGGUGUUUUUACAUACCUGGAAAUGCCUACGGACAUGUCUGUGGGUCAUAGACAUUACACGGUUGGACAUGCUAGUCUGGUGCAGGUUACAGGCAUGUUUAAAUGCCUGGACAGAUUGGCCACCACUGCUUUAGAGUUACCAAACCAAACUGAGAGUUCCACAUAUGUCACGUUUACAUGUCUUUGAAGGACAUGGCUGGACAAGCUGGUCCUGUUGACCACAACUAAACUUUUUAGAAGUGAAACAUCUACGAAUUGCCGCCACGUUCUGCAGCCUAUGAGGUACCAUAUGUUAAAUAACAAGUUGCUGCCGCCUCCUAGUUUAGUUAGUCCAGGCAAAAGGGAAACAACGUCAGAAAAUAUAUUCAAGGUAGAAAUUUAGUCUUGCAGAGAGAAUUAAGAGGAAAAGGUCUGGCCAGAAAAUUAAUUGCUAAUUUUUUUCAGUUAAAAGUAACAAAGACAUUCUUGACACUUUCUCCUAUAUUUUUGAGAAGAUAUUAGUGAUUGUUUGACCAUCACUGUACAUGACCAAAAAAACAUUCAAUAGGCCCAGGGAGACUGAAUGUGGUGGUUGGCAAAGGGUUAGACUGAUGCCGAGGGUCAAGAAUCAUUUCAGCUGUGACACUUCCCUUUAACCCUGCGCAGGGCUAGAACGAGCUAACGUUACUUCAAACAUACAUCCAUGUUAUUCCGUGGUUAUGUUUCAAGCAAGACAGAGUGCAGCCCAAUCGUGCACCACACACCAGGAACCCUGACCAAAUCACAACGUCUCUGCAACUUCUGUAUCUAAACCUUUUCUCUACACAAAUCAAAUUAGAACACAAGCCUCUUGAAACCCAGUACUCCUCACCUGGAUGUGAGUAAAAUGUCAUAUCUAUAAAGAUAACCAAGUAUAUUGCUGGGAGGAAUCAUUUACACUGGAUACUAAUCUUUACUGCAUCCUCCUCUCCCUCCACCCCCAUAAGAUGUAUUUGCUGACUUGUUUGAGUGUGUUUGUGUGCGUAGGUGUGUUGAAUGUCUCUUGCAUUUUGUUUCUGGAGCAUUCCUCAUUUGCCCAGACACUGCAACGGUUCAUUAUGUGUUUUGUACUGUUUUAAGUUUAUUCUUCAUAAGAGCUCCUGUGGCCUGGUACAGACCUGUGGGCUCUCUUCCUCUUGCUUGAAGAUAUGUUUUUUUGAGCACCCUCCAAGACUUGGCCAUUAUUUCUCCUUUCUUUCCUCCCCUCCAUUCUUCAGGUGGGAGGGAAAUAAUGGCAAAGUCUGCUCCUGUCCUCACCCAGUGCCCACACAAAGCUCCUAGCAGGGGUCUGUUUCUCUCUGUCUCCCUCACUGAGUUAGGUGCUGAGGCCCCAGGACUGAGAUCAGCAGUCUAAGCACCGGUGCAGAGCCCAACCAGCAACUUUUUGAUCCUUGUGACUGUAACAAGCAAGAGUUUCAAAUAAUCCCUGAAAGGUAUUAACAUGUUUUUAACAUUAUUCAAAGCAUAUUAAAGGGCUUAAAGCAUUCAAAGGGCUUAGUAAACCUGAUGUGUGGUGCGAGGCUGAGCGAUGUAGAUGCUCGAUCCUCAAGUCUCUGCUGAGAUAGCUGAUCUCAGCUGCUUGGGGUAGCAGUUGGCCUCUGGGCUGGGAGGUGAGAGAAGUUCAGUUGGGUUCCCACAGCUGAUCACAUUGACCCUGUUGGAAGGAACAGGUGUGUAGAUGUCAGGUAAGGAUGUCACAUGGGCUUAAUUAACCAGGAUGCCCUGCCAAAGCUCAACAGCAAUCCUUCCCCACAAAGAAUGGCUGCUUGAGGGACAUCCUAAGGCAGGGUGGCUGUUUCUGCCUGUGAAACUGCCCCAGCACAAGGCAGUUUUUUUCAGCAGGGAGAAGAGAAAAACACUGGGGAAGGGACCUGUUAGUUUCUUUCCUCUGAUGAAGUGAUGUAUAUGUAACAUUUCCAGUGCUGUAUUAUUAGCAGGAAGUGUGAGAUGAUUAGUAUGUUGGUUUGAAUCACAAACUGGUUUUGGGGGCGUAUUGCAGCUUUUGGAAACAUUUAAAUCGUGUAAAACUAUUUAAUUUAUUCCAAGCUUUCACCCACAAAGUGUAAUCAUGGCAUUCAUUCAGUCAAACAGUUCAUGAUGUUUGCUUGUAUGUCUGACAACAUUGUCAUUAAAAUUUACAAUAUAUUCUUGGGAGCUCAGAGAGUCCGUCCUGAUGUUACGUUCUGAAGGUAGUAUGAUGGAAAUGGUAAUAAACUGAGAAUUCUCUGUG